Danio aesculapii is the source of this 3030-nucleotide messenger RNA. RefSeq lists its product as uncharacterized. Gene Ontology annotation, biological process: protein dephosphorylation; negative regulation of MAPK cascade. The record is from RefSeq and is a predicted model, not a curated record. Lineage: Eukaryota; Metazoa; Chordata; Actinopteri; Cypriniformes; Danionidae. The transcript has 12 exons. Gene Ontology annotation, cellular component: cytoplasm. The coding region runs from base 485 to 3028 and encodes 847 amino acids. Gene Ontology annotation, molecular function: MAP kinase phosphatase activity; protein tyrosine/serine/threonine phosphatase activity.
ACAAAGUUGGCAUUAUUCAGAUAAACUAGGGUAAUUGUGGUUACUUUCCACUGUAUUUCUAUUUCCAAUAAAAUUAAUAUUUGCUCCAAAGUAUUGAAAUAUCGAUAUUUUGAUAAGAUAAUCGAUUCUAAAACAUACAAAGCUAAGCUGGUAUCGGAGAUAUCGAUAUUUUAGUAUCGAUCCGCACAUCACAACUAAACGGUCAUAACGAACUUCGACGACGGAGAUGAGCAGCAGAGGGUUUUCAAGCUUACAGGAUGCAUGACACCAGAGAAAUGGAGGACGAGGCGUCCGUUCAUUCUCCUAAGCAGUGAAAUGUCCGGAUAUGGAAAGCAAUUUUUUCCCUUUUUCCCAUGCCUGGCAGCAGUAAUGUAGUGUCUGUUUGAGCUGUUUUUCAACUCUGCCAUCUCAGAGCUGGUCUUCAUGAGAUACAUUCUGGAUGUGAUCUUCAUAAUCUGCAUCAUUUUAGGCUUUUUCAUUGGAUAUGAAGUCCAGGGAGUGGUUAUUACAGACCCGAAGAAAGUCCGGAAAAAAUACCUUAGGACUUGGUUUUUAUUGGAUCUUUUGUCUGUUUUACCCUUCGAAGCAUGUUCACCCAUAUAUGAGGUUUCUGGAGGCCAGUAGAUGUCUAAGAGUGUUCAGAUUGUUUAGUAUCAUUUCCUAUUUCAGUAAGGAACCAGAUACCAACAAGGCCCUACUCACAGCGUUCAGGAUGUUUUCCAUUAUGGCCCUGUCUGUACAAAUCUCAGCCUAUCUUUGUCUUCUGUGCAUUAGGAUGGUCACGUUCUUUGUCCACUCUGUCCUCUUUGUCCACUGUGGAGCGAUCCUCUGCAUUUCUUUUGCUGAGAUUUAUGGAGUCAUGUCAUGGAUUUCUGAAAUAGUAGGAAAGACUAAAGUGAAGAAGAGCAACCGUGUCUUGUCUUUCUUCAGAAGGGCAUGGAAGGCUGUGAAGGCAAAGUUUCAGAGGAACAGAGAAACUGGGGACUCGUCACAGCCGAAUCCAGAAAUAUUUGAUGUCCCCGAUCCCAGAGAUCCUGAACGCAUUUCCCGCCUGCAGGAUCGCCUGGAAAAAUGUGCUCUGGAGUGGACACCGGUCACUGAGGUCUGGCCCAACGUCUUCAUAGGAAAUGUGAAGACGGCCAGAGACCCAGCCAGACUGGAGGAGAUGAACAUCACACACCUCCUGAACGCUGCACCAGAGCUGGAAGAUGAAACGUCUAAAAAUCUAUGGGAAAAGGUUUACAAAGACAUGAACAUCACUUCCCACAGACUGGCUGCAGCCGAUGAUGGAUGGUUUGAUGUCACCAAACACUUUUUCCCAGCGGCAGACUUCAUUCAUAAAGCCCUGAGCAAAGCACAGAAUAAGGUGUUGGUGUGCUGCCUGCAGGGCAUCAGCCGCUCCGCCACACUUUUCCUGGCAUAUUUGAUGAUACACUGCAAGAAAACCCCAGAGGACUCCAUUGACCUGGUGACACAGAAGAGAUUUAUCCGGCCAAACGGUGACUUCUUGAGGAAAUUAACAAUCCUCGCAGAGCAGCGAAACUUAGUUGAAAGUGACGCAGCGAAGAACAGAAGCAACCCUGCUGUAGAUAAACCUGACCCUGAAGUGGAGUCUGUUGAUUCAGAGGAACUGUAUGUUUGUGAGCCGUACGGUCUUGAACCAGUCACGAUGAUUUCACACUUACACGUCCCUGAAUCCUUCUCCAAACUGGACGAGUCUGCUUUAGAGCCCGAUCCAGAACCAGUGUGUGUCCCAGGUCCGAGUGGUUAUAAACCCAAACCUAAGGCAGUGGAAUCAGGGGAACUGUGUGUCUCUGACCCGAGUGGUCCUAAACCAGAACCACAAACUGCAGAGAAGAUUUCAUUGUUGCAUUUACAUUUCACCAAAAAUAUUUCCGACCUGGACAAGCAACAAAAAAAAGAGAGGAAGCCCUGGACCCCCAUCGCUAGUGUCUUGGACAACCUCCACAUUGGAAGCCAGAAAAUAGCAAUGAAUAAAGUUAAACUGAAGAGGAGAGGAAUUACACACGUCCUGAACACUUUACCCAAUGUGGCAAGUCAAGAUGCAUUGAGGAAGAAACAGGCCAAGCUGUACAAAAAAAUGGACAUCUCCUACCACAGAGUGUUUUCAAGAGACGAGGACCCACUCGAGUUGACCAGCCUUGUCCUCCCAGUGGUAGAACACAUCCACAAGAUUCUGAGCAGCCCAAAGAAUCAGCUGCUGGUGCACUGUGAACAGGGUUUGGGUCGCUCCUGCUUUUUCGUGGUGGCAUAUCUGAUGAUAUACCAUGAAAAAACAAUGACGGAUGCCAUUGACGUUGUGAAGCAGUGGAAACGCAUUAGGAUGACCAGAGACUUCCUGACGCAGCUAGUUGUGUUCGCUUGUCACCACAAACAGCAGCAACAGACGGGUUUGACGGCAGAGUGUUCAACUGUCAACAUGAACCACCCUCAAAUCAUUUCCCGAAUGCAGCAACGUUUCCUCAAACAUUCACAGGACUGGACUCCUGUCAGUGAAGCCUGGCCCAAUGUCUUCAUAGCUGACGAGAAAACAGCGAGGAACAAAGCCAAACUUAAGGAGAUGAACAUUACGCACAUUGUGAACGCUAUGCCGUUGUGUUCAAAGGAAAAGAAAUGGGAAGACUACUACCAGAAGAAGAACAUCACGUACUACAAUGUGCAUUCGAGAGUCCUUGACCGGCCAAAUAUUGCACAGCACUUUUCACCAGCAGCAGACUUCAUACAAAAGGCCCUGAGUGACACAAAGAGUAAGGUGUUGGUGUACUGCAGCGAGGGCAUAGACCAGUCCGUAGUGCUUCUUAUGGCAUAUCUAAUGAUCCACCAGGACAUGAAGCUGGAAGAUGCAUUUGAAUUUGUGUUAGAGAAGAGAAGCAUGUGGAUAAGCAGGGACUACUUGAACCAGCUGAUGAUGUUAAAUCUAGACCUUGCAAAGCUUCGCAAAUUGGAAAGUUGUAAACCCUGCUGCAAAGCCUGCUACGAAGCUAUCAUGCGACUAAAUCAAAUGUAACA